Messenger RNA from Serpula lacrymans var. lacrymans S7.9, 1238 nucleotides. RefSeq lists its product as uncharacterized. Gene Ontology annotation, molecular function: damaged DNA binding; zinc ion binding; DNA N-glycosylase activity. The transcript has 10 exons. Gene Ontology annotation, biological process: base-excision repair. Bases 216 to 1085 code for a protein of 289 amino acids. NCBI's taxonomy places the organism in Eukaryota, Fungi, Basidiomycota, Agaricomycetes, Boletales, Serpulaceae. Gene Ontology annotation, cellular component: nucleus. The record is from RefSeq and is a predicted model, not a curated record.
GACCAGGAAUUUCUCCAGAGGUAGAGAGAGCAGCCUCGCUCGUCAGGUCCGUUGCAAAGGGAAAACUGAUAGACCGCGUUGAAACCGUGGAAGACCCACUCGUAUUCUCAGGUAUAUCCCAUGAGGACUUUGCGAGGGAACUAACUGGACGCACAGUCAAACACGCAGCACGAUAUGGGAAACUGUUCUUUUUGGAAUUAGAUGGAGCAGGAAGAAUGCCCGUAUUUCACUUUGGCAUGACUGGUAUGCUGCAGGUUAAAGGCCAGCCGUGUCUGCAUUAUGGAAAAAGCGAAGUUUGGCCCCCCCGCUUCAUGAAGUUCGUGCUGUACCUUCGUGAUGGUGAUGACCAUGAUGGAUCAAAUCCCGCCAUCACGCAAUUAGCAUUUUCCGAUGCACGGCGUCUCGGGCGCAUACGCCUUUCUACGUCCCCUCUCACUGAGCCACCAAUCGUAGAUCUUGGAUUUGACCCUAUUUUGUCCAUGCCCUCUUUGUCCGUUUUCAACGCUUUAGUCCAGAAACGCACCUGCCCUAUAAAGGCUCUUUUGUUAGAUCAGUCAUUCAGCGCCGGCGUCGGUAACUACUUGGCAGAUGAAAUCCUGUACCAUGCAAGAGUCCAUCCCGAGCAGCGCUGCCGCUCUCUGUCUGACGACCAGACGGCUGCUCUCCAUCACCAGAUAGCUGAUGUCUGUCGCAUAGCUGUCGAAGCUAAUGCUGAUGACUCCAAGUACCCUGCCCACUGGCUAUUCAAGCACCGAUGGGGAAAGGGCAAGAAAGCGGAACACACAAUGAAGCUACCCUCAGGAGCGCCUGCAACGAUCAGAUGGAUUACGGUUGGAGGCCGCACCUCGGCUUAUGUAUCCGAACUUCAACAACUUUCUUCGGCAAAAACUCAGAAACUCGACGCAAAAGAAGAUGAUAGCGAUUUGACCCCACUGUCUUCGGAAGCAGAAUCUUCGGGAGAUAAAGUUCACAAUCACGAGGUUAUCUUGAAACCAUCUCCACGGAAAAGGAAAAGACUUCGCGGAGAACCACCAUCGACGGGGGACGGGGUAAAGCUUCGUCGGUCCAAGAGGACUAAAACUUGACCCCUUUCUCUCCCCACACACCCCCGAUGCAGAUGCAAUUUCCCAGAGUGGUAUUCAUCUUCGAAGUGAAAUUUCUGGUGCAUAACUAUAUUAUGAUGGUCAAAAUUCGUCGAUGUGUCAGCUGUAAACUUUGUUGAAUUUACCACGCUCUCC